AUGACUACUUUGGAUAUUGACCAUUCUGAAAGCGAACACAUUAAACGGUUCCAUGGGGAAAUUAUUUAUGAGCCUGAUGGAUUUCUGACCAAAAUUCAUCGGAAAGACAGCGAGUUAAAUAGAAAUUUAGUUAACACAUAUGCUGACUUGUGGAAGGAAGAUUUACUGAAUAAGGAAGAAUCGAUCGAAAAAAGACGCGAAAACGCACAAGUGAUGACAAACGCGUUCUAUGAUGUUGUCACUGAUUUUUAUGAAUACGGUUGGGGAGAAUCCUUCCACUUUGCUCGCACAUUUAAAGGAGACACAUUCGAGCAAUCCAUCAAACGUCACGAACAUUUCCUAGCUUUGAAACUUGGGCUAAACGAGAAAAAGAAAGUUCUCGAUGUCGGAUGCGGUGUUGGAGGUCCGCUUCACGAGAUUGUAAGGUUGUCAGGUGCUCAUAUCACGGGCAUUAAUAAUAAUGGAUACCAAGUUGAAAGAUGCAAAUUCUAUUCUAAGAAACUUGGGGUCAGCGAAAAGACCGAUUUUGUCAAGGGUGAUUUCACAGCAAUGCCGCAAGAAUUUACCGGAAAAUUUGAUUCUGCCUACGCGAUCGAAGCUACGGUUCAUUCACCAAAACUUGAAAUAGUCUACGGUGAAGUAUUUCGUGCCCUGAAACCUGGAGGCCUCUUUGCCUCGUAUGAAUGGGUCACCACACCAAAUUACGACGAAAAUGACCCAGAACAU
This is a messenger RNA of Acaulospora morrowiae, 726 nucleotides long. Lineage: Eukaryota; Fungi; Glomeromycota; Glomeromycetes; Diversisporales; Acaulosporaceae. The record is from the annotation of a GenBank genome assembly.